Messenger RNA from Scomber japonicus (chub mackerel), 1618 nucleotides. It is a transcript of the gene foxd2, whose product is annotated as forkhead box D2. The record is from RefSeq and is a predicted model, not a curated record. Gene Ontology annotation, biological process: cell differentiation; regulation of transcription by RNA polymerase II; anatomical structure morphogenesis. Gene Ontology annotation, molecular function: RNA polymerase II cis-regulatory region sequence-specific DNA binding; DNA-binding transcription factor activity, RNA polymerase II-specific. The coding region runs from base 1 to 1092 and encodes 363 amino acids. Lineage: Eukaryota; Metazoa; Chordata; Actinopteri; Scombriformes; Scombridae. The transcript has a single exon.
AUGACUUUAGGGACGGAUAUGUCCGACAGUUCUGCAUUGUCCGAAGAUGUGGACAUCGAUGUGGUUGGGGGUGACAUAUCCGUUGGAAAGGACGGAAAGUACAUUCACCACGAGUUCAACUUGGACAAUGACUCGGACGAUAAUUACUCCCAGAACGCGGCUGAGAGGGUUUCCUCUCCCGGGCUCAGUAGCUCCGACUGCCCGUCAGACCAGAUGGGCUCCAGCGCAGAGGCUGGGACCGUGAUUGGGGACAAAUCGAGAAAAAGUGCACUUGUAAAGCCACCCUACUCUUACAUUGCCCUGAUCACCAUGGCCAUCCUGCAGAGCCCAAAGAAGCGCCUGACUCUCAGUGAGAUCUGCGAGUUCAUCAGCAACAGAUUCCCCUACUACCGGGAGAAAUUCCCUGCUUGGCAAAACUCGAUACGUCACAAUCUUUCCCUAAAUGACUGCUUCGUGAAAAUCCCACGGGAACCUGGCAACCCCGGAAAGGGCAACUACUGGACCCUCGACCCGGAUUCCGCAGACAUGUUCGACAACGGGAGCUUCUUGCGCAGGAGGAAGCGCUUCAAGAGGCACCAAACUAAUGAAAUCCUCAGGGAGGCUGGUGGCUUUCUUCCAGGGUUUGGAUACGGCCCGUAUGGAUACAACUAUGGACUUCAGCUGCAGAACUUCCACGCUGCCCACAACCCGUACCACCCACACCACACAGGUGGUUCAUUCCCGUUCCCUAACGCACCCUGCACCUUGCCCUCAUCCAUAUUCCCUACGCCGCAUCCCCUACCCUCUCUUUUAGGGGCCGAUUUAAGAAAGCCUUUUUACCCCCAGCUAAGCCCUUCUCUGCCACCUCUCAAGACGGACUCCAGCACCCCGAGCCGGCCUUCAUUCUCCAUUGACAAUAUCAUCGGUGCAGCCAACUCCACCGCCUCUUCCUACAGCGCGCAGCCGGGCAGCCAGGCUCAGAUCCUGGCGAUGCUGACCCCAGCACUGGCCUCUGCUUCCAACCAUGUGAGCCUAUCACAGGACAGCAUAUUACAACCACCGAGUCAGACUUUUUCCAGCAAAACCCCGACUAUGAACAGUUGUCCUUUCUAAACUAAUAAUAAUUAUAAUUAUAAUAAUAAUAAUAACGAAUUGACGAGAGUGCCCGCUGAAAAUCUUUUAUUAAAAAGCCAAUUGUGGCGUCGUCCUAUUUGAAGGUAGGCUGAGCAUUCUUGGUGGUAUGAGAGUGUUUUGGCUCUCUCUGGUUCAUCACAAUGUAAGAGGAGCGAAAGGUUUAUUUAUAGUUUGUAAAUAUGUGUAUAAUAUUGAGAAACAAAAGCAAGAGAAACUCUGAGAGGAAUCUUUUUAAGCAACGCUGGCCUGCAAAUCUGGCACGUGGCCUUCAAUGGUCUAUGGGGAAAAAGGAAAAAAAAGAUCCUAUUAUUUUAAGAUAAGUUAAAGUUGUCAGCAAUAGCUGCGGGGAUGAUUUCCAUUUUUUCCCUAAAUAUAAUUGAGAAUUAUAUUAUGAUUUAUAUUGUUUUUAUUUUGUGCGUCGUGAAAAAAAAUGGCACUGUUAUUGUUGACAUAUAGUUCUGACAGAAGGCAAACUCAGGUUUUACUUAGAAAGCACAUGGAGACA